Priapulus caudatus is the source of this 1858-nucleotide messenger RNA. Its product is annotated as NADH dehydrogenase [ubiquinone] 1 alpha subcomplex subunit 10, mitochondrial-like. Bases 145 to 1326 code for a protein of 393 amino acids. Gene Ontology annotation, biological process: mitochondrial electron transport, NADH to ubiquinone. Lineage: Eukaryota; Metazoa; Priapulida; Priapulimorpha; Priapulimorphida; Priapulidae. The record is from RefSeq and is a predicted model, not a curated record. The transcript is spliced from 4 exons. Gene Ontology annotation, cellular component: cytoplasm.
GGUCAUUUCAGUAGCCCACUGUCGAAUACGUCGCUUGUUUUAGCGUGGCUGCCGAAAGAGCGUUUUAUCAAGGUUGCAUAUAUAUACAUUGCGUAACAAGUUAAGUGCAUGGGAGUGUAGAAAGAAAAACACCCAAAGGUAACCAUGGCAUGGGCAGUGGGACGUGGGUUUAUUGCAAAAGUACCCGGACUUGUUGGAAUAGGAACUACAGGAAAGCUACCAUGUUUCCAGGCAGUGACACAGAUAGCUCCUAUCACGGGAAAGCACAUACGAAUACCGAAUCCAGACAAGCCGGCACCCUACCCGUACGAGGACGUCAAGUACAACUUUAUGCGGUCAAUUUUCGACAAGACGACGAGCCGCUUUGACGAGAACACCAAGGUCAUCGUCGUCGACGGCAACAUCUGCGCGGGCAAGUCGACGCUCGCGAAAAACCUCGCGAAGGAGCUCGACUUUCACUUCGUACCCGAGGCGACGAUCGACGACUUCUACAUCAACUCGUACGGCAAGGACUUCCGCGACGCCGACCCGGACCUGCCGCCGAGCGUCCGCAGCUUUGAGCUGAAGGACUUCUACGUGAACCCGAAUGACCCGCGUGCGUCCAACUUCCAGAUCAUGAUGUACUGGCUGCGCGUGAACCAGGCGUGCGACGCGCUGCUGCAUCUGCUCAGCACCGGCCAGGGCGUCGUCAUGGACCGAUCGGCGUGGAGUGACUUUGUCUUUGUUGACACAAUGACGCAGCUCGGCUACAUGACGCGCGAGUGCCGCCGCUGCUACAACGAGAUCAAGGAUGUGACGAUCUGCGAGCUGCUGAAGCCUCACCUCGUCGUCUACCUCGACGUGCCGACGAACUUGCUCGUCGACCGCAUCAAGAAGCGCAACGUCGCCUACGAGGUGCAGAGCGACAAGGUGCUCAACGCCACCUACCUGCAGACGCUCGAGAACGUAUACAAGCAGCAGUUUCUGCCACUGAUGAACAAGAGCAGCGACCUUCUCAUCUACGACUGGGCGGAGUUCGGCGACGCGGAGAUGGUGGUUGAGGACAUAGAGCGUGUGGACUUGGACAGCCGCCAAAAACUGAAAGAGAAGUUCACCGACUGGGACGUCAAAAACGACUGGGAGUGGGCGAACAUACGCAAGAAGUACGCGCACAAGGAAGUGAUCUUGAAGCUGUUCAAGCUACCACUGCUGCAUGCUCCCGAAAUGAUGCUGGAUGCAGAGGAUGCGAAAGCCUUAGUUACAGCUUAUUCCAGGUUCCCCGGAAACAGGUUUCAGAAAGGUUACAAUCCCGAUAUGGGUGAUAAAGGCCUACUCUUUAAAUCUUAAAGUGAACUGUUAUAGAUGUUAUUGCUAGUUAGUUUAAGCUUCUAGAAAAUCACUUGCUGGUGGCUGUUGAAUUAAUCGUUGUUGCUGAUCAAACUAUUGUUUUAGUUGUGACCUACUUACCAGACUGUUAAGAUGACGUGCAUUUGUUAGUACCACAUUGCAUUGUUGAUAGAUCGCUUAAUUUAUUGUGCCAGUUCUUACAUUUUAGAAGUGAUGUUUGCUGCAGAUUACUGACCUAGUAAAUGUACAGUCAUAAGAUUUAAAAUCUUAUGUUUAACAUCGAGGAUAUGUUCAGUUUGGAUGCGGAAUCAUAUUCAACGAAUUUUGGAUGCAGGAUCUUGGUGAAGCCUUUAUGAUUAGGAGUUUCCUAGAACCUAUAUUCUUUUCAAAUUAGCACAGUUUCCAUGUAACUGUUUGUAAUUAGUCACCAGCAGUAUUUCUAGUGCUUGAGAAAAUGAAAAAUGCAGUUUUCAGAUCUUCACAGUUCUUCUGUGGAAUUACUUCUGCACUGCGCUAAAAAAUGCUGACAGUA